AUGAGACUCCUCCCGCUCCUAGUGGGUUUUUCCACUUUGCUGAAUUCUUCCUACACUCAAAAUUGCACCAAGACACCUUGCCUUCCAAAUGCAAAAUGUGAAAUACGGAAUGGAGUUGAAGCCUGUUACUGUAACAUGGGAUUUUCAGGAAAUGGUGUCACAAUUUGUGAAGAUGAUAAUGAGUGCGGAAAUUUGACCCAGCCCUGUGGUGAAAAUGCCAACUGUACUAACACAGAGGGAAGUUACUACUGUAUGUGUGCCCCCGGUUUCAGAUCCAGCAGUAACCAGGACAGGUUUAUCACUAAUGAUGGAACCAUCUGCAUAGAUAUAGAUGAGUGCAGUGAAUCAGCUGCCUGUGGAGAUCAAGCACUGUGUGAAAAUGUGGAUGGUGGGUAUAAUUGCUCCUGCAAGGAAGGUUAUCAGACAUCCACAGGAAAAGCACAGUUCACACCUAAUGAUGGCACUUACUGCCAAGAAAAUGUGAGUGCGAACUGCCAUCUAGAUAAUGCCUGUAUUGCUGCAAAUAUUGAUAGAAUGUUAACAAAAUUUAGACACAUAAAGGAACCUGUGGCUUUGCUACAAGAAGUCUAUAGAGAUUCUGUGAAAGAUCUUUCACCGAUGGAUAUAAUUACAUAUAUAGAAAUAUUAGCUAAAUCAUCCCCAUUACUGGGUGCCAUGAAUAGCACUAAUUCAGCCAAGGACACCCUUUCUAAUUCAACUCUUACUGAAUUUGUAAAAACUGUGAAUAAUUUUGUUCAAAAGGACGUAUUUAUAGUUUGGGACAAGUUAUCUAUGAAUCGUAGAAGAACUCAUCUCACAAAACUGAUGCAUGCUGCUGAACAGGCUACCUUAAGGAUAUCUCAGAACUUCCAAAAGACCACUCAGUUCGAUACUAAUUCAAGUGAUAUAGCUCUCAAAACUUUCUUUUUUGAUUCAUAUCACAUCGAACAUACUCAUCCCUAUAUGAAUGUGGAUGGAGAUUAUAUAAAUAUAUUUCCAAAGAGAAAAGCUGCAUAUGAUUCAUAUGGCAAUGUUGCAGUUGCAUUUUUAUAUUAUAAGAGUAUCGGUCCCUUGUUUUCAUCAUCUGACAACUUACUGGAACCUCAAAGUUCUGAUAAUUCUGAAGAGGAAGAAAGAGUCAUUUCUUCAGUGAUUUCUGUCUCAAUUAGCUCAAACCCACCCACGUUGUAUGAACUUGAAAAAAUAACAUUUACAUUAAGUCACAUGAAGACCACAGAUAAGUAUAGGAGUCAAUGUGCAUUUUGGAGCUACUCGUCUGACAUGAUGAAUGGCAGCUGGUCUUUGGAGGGCUGCAAGCUGCUGUCCUCAAAUGAGACCCACACCUCAUGCCGCUGUAACCACCUGACACAUUUUGCAAUUCUGAUGUCUUCUGGUUCUUCCAUUGGUAUUAAAGAUUAUAAUAUUCUUACAAGGAUCACUCAACUAGGAAUAAUUAUUUCACUGAUUUGCCUUUCCAUAUGCAUUUUUACCUUCUGGUUCUUCAGUGAAAUUCAAAGCACCAGAACAACAAUUCACAAAAAUCUCUGCUGUAACCUCUUCCUUGCUGAACUAGUUUUUCUUGUUGGGAUCAAUACAAAUACUAAUAAGCUCUUCUGUUCAAUCAUUGCCGGGCUGCUGCAUUAUUUCUUUUUAGCUGCCUUUGCAUGGAUGUGCAUUGAAGGCAUCCACCUCUAUCUCAUUGUUGUGGGCGUCAUCUACAACAAGGGCUUUCUGCACAAGAAUUUUUAUAUCUUUGGCUAUCUCAGCCCGGCUGUGGUAGUUGGAUUUUCAGCAUCAUUGGGAUAUAGAUAUUAUGGCACCACCAAAGUAUGUUGGCUUAGCACAGAAAACAACUUUAUUUGGAGUUUUAUAGGACCAGCAUGUCUAAUCAUUCUUGUUAAUCUCUUGGCUUUUGGAUUUAUCAUAUACAAAGUUUUUCGUCACACUGCAGGGUUGAAACCAGAAGUUAGUUGCUAUGAGAACAUAAGGUCUUGUGCCAGGGGAGCCCUUGCUCUCCUAUUCCUCCUUGGCACCACCUGGAUCUUUGGGGUCCUCCAUGUUGUGCACGCAUCAGUGGUAACAGCUUACCUCUUCACCAUCAGCAAUGCCUUCCAGGGGAUGUUCAUUUUCUUAUUCCUGUGUGUCUUAUCUAGAAAAAUCCAAGAAGAAUAUUAUAGAUUGUUCAAAAAUGUCCCUUGUUGUUUUGGAUGUUUAAGAUAAAAAUAGAGAACUAUGGAUAACUUUUGCUACACAUAAAAAAG
Molecule: messenger RNA, 2261 nt
Organism: Callorhinus ursinus (northern fur seal)
Lineage: Eukaryota; Metazoa; Chordata; Mammalia; Carnivora; Otariidae
Source: RefSeq, a predicted model, not a curated record